AUGGGCUCCGUUGCCGUUGACUUCAAGAACCCCGCGACCUCGUCUCUGCUCGAGGUCGUUAAGGCCCGUCGCACAUACUACGACCUCAAGGGCGAGAGCUCCAUCUCCGACGAUGCCCUCGAGCGUAUCGUGCAGGAUGCCGUCCUGCACGUGCCCAGCUCCUUCAACACCCAGACUUCUCGCGUCGUCUUGCUCUUGAAGGAAGAGCACAAGAAGGCGUGGGACAUUGCGAUCAAGGCCAUGGAGGGUCUUGUGGCGGCGGGCCAUGUGCCCAAAGAGAUGUUUGAGAAUCACACCAAGCCCAAGUUGAACUCUUUCAAGGCUGCUUAUGGAACUGUCCUCUUCUUUGUUGAUUACGAGUCUCUCGGACCCAUCAAGGAGAAGUUUGCCAUUUACGCCGACAAGUUUGACCCCUUUGCCAUGGAGUCCAGUGCUAUGUCCCAGUAUCUCGUCUGGCUCGCUCUCGAGUCCGAAGGCCUCGGUGCGAAUCUCCAGCACUACAGCCCCCUGGUCGACGAAGGCAUUGCCAAGACCUGGAACCUGCCUGCCUCCUGGAAGCUGGAUGCUCAGUUGGUCUUUGGUACCCCUAACUCUGGUCCCGGCGAGAAGACGUUUGCUCCUCUGGAAGACCGCUUCAAGGUGUUUGGUAAAUAA
Penicillium diatomitis is the source of this 654-nucleotide messenger RNA. RefSeq lists its product as uncharacterized. NCBI's taxonomy places the organism in Eukaryota, Fungi, Ascomycota, Eurotiomycetes, Eurotiales, Aspergillaceae. The coding region runs from base 1 to 654 and encodes 217 amino acids. Gene Ontology annotation, biological process: cellular response to oxidative stress. The transcript is spliced from 3 exons. The record is from RefSeq and is a predicted model, not a curated record.